CAGUGCUACUCUAAUUUCUCUCCAUUGUAACCGACAAGUCGAGUCCACGAUUCGAAACAACAGGUUGAACAACACGAGGAUAAAAAUAUGACGGUGACUAAAACGAAUGGGAAAACGGCGAUAGAGACGAGACUUUUCAACGAGGAUGAGAAGGAGGUUCGAAAUAAUAGCACGUUGUUAUCUAACGGAAAGGAGAGAGAGGAGGAGGAUGAAGACGAGAUCACGUUGGAAGAUUUGGCUCCCGAUGGUGGUUGGGGAUGGAUGGUCGCCAUAGCCAUGAUACUGAUCUUUAUUACGACGUUCGGGCCAACUUCGUCGUUUGGGAUAAUAUUCGGCGAUUUUCUGGAAGAAACUGGCCAAGCUGGAACCGCGAUGACACUUUUCAAUUCCGUUUUCAUGGUCACAUUCUCUAUCGCCGGUUUGAUGACCAACACGCUGCUCAAGAGGUAUUCCAUGAGGCCGGUGGGGGUGGUCGGUGCGAUGCUGUUCUCGUUUCCAAACGUGUGCCUAGCGUUCGUGCGGAACGUGUACGAGAUGGCCUUGAUAAAUUUCCUGCAAGGGUUAGGGCUCGGCCUGAUUUUCACCAUUUGCAACACGAAUUUCAACGCGUACUUCGUGAAGAGGAGGGCGCCGGUGAUGAGCGCGGCCCAAGUGAUCGUAGGCCUCGGUGGAAUCGCGUAUCCCAUAUGCAUCGAGAAAAUGAUGAGGAUGUACGGGUUUCGAGGGACCGCGUUGAUGACGGGCGCCAUGAGCUUGAACUCCAUCGUCGGGAUGACGAUGAUGCAUCCCGUUGAAUGGCACGCGAGGAAACCGGAAGACGUCCGGGCGGAGAAGAGGCGGGCGAAAGAGGAGUGGAAAUUGCGCGGCGUGAUACCGGAUCGUCGUUACAGCGACUUCACAACAGCUCCUGUAAAAACGAGAUGCAGCAGUUUAACGAGCCUCAAGGACGAGAGUGUGAAACAGGUUCCACUUUUGAUCGAAACGUUGAAAACGCCAGCGAAAAGGGUAGCCUCGAUAUCCGAGAUCGAAGACAGAAUUUACAAUCGAAUGAAAUCUAAAUCGAUGCGUGAAUUGUUAACGCAACGAUUGUCCGCGUUUUCCUCGUCAAGUUUGGUGAAUUUGGUGACGGGGAUCGGAAGUCUAGGGGACACUAGGCAGCAUCACACGGACGGGACGAAAGUGAGGAAAAUAGAGAAGGGAGUGCAAGUUUCGAUGGAAGAGAAAAAGGAUAUCGGUAAAGGUUCUCUACAGUACGUGAAAUUAUUUUUCAACGUUCUCUCUCUCUCU
Apis florea (little honeybee) is the source of this 1287-nucleotide messenger RNA. RefSeq lists its product as uncharacterized. The record is from RefSeq and is a predicted model, not a curated record. Lineage: Eukaryota; Metazoa; Arthropoda; Insecta; Hymenoptera; Apidae. Gene Ontology annotation, biological process: transmembrane transport; monocarboxylic acid transport. Gene Ontology annotation, molecular function: monocarboxylic acid transmembrane transporter activity.